GAGCACAAGGUGCUGCUGACGGGGACCCCUCUGCAGAACACGGUGGAGGAGCUCUUCAGCCUCCUGCACUUCCUGGAACCUUCCCAAUUCCCUUCGGAAGCCGAGUUCCUCAAGGACUUUGGUGACCUGAAGACCGAGGAGCAGGUCCAGAAGCUUCAGGCCAUCUUGAAGCCCAUGAUGUUACGGCGCUUGAAGGAGGACGUGGAGAAGAACCUGGCUCCGAAGCAGGAGACCAUCAUCGAGGUGGAGCUCACCAACAUCCAGAAGAAGUAUUAUAGGGCCAUCCUGGAGAAGAACUUCUCCUUCUUGGCCAAAGGAGCAGGACACACCAACAUGCCCAACCUGCUCAACACCAUGAUGGAGCUCCGCAAGUGUUGUAACCAUCCCUAUCUCAUCAAUGGUGCUGAGGAGAAGAUCUUGGCCGAGUUCCGGGACUCGUGUCACCACCACGUCCCUGUGGACUUCCAUCUCCAAGCCAUGGUCCGCUCGGCCGGCAAGUUGGUCCUCAUCGACAAGCUCCUGCCGAAGCUCAAAGCUGGUGGCCACAAGGUCCUCAUCUUCUCCCAGAUGGUCCGUUGCCUCGAUAUCUUGGAGGACUACCUCAUCCAGAAGAG
This is a messenger RNA of Nestor notabilis (Kea), 614 nucleotides long. Its product is annotated as chromodomain-helicase-DNA-binding protein 8-like. Lineage: Eukaryota; Metazoa; Chordata; Aves; Psittaciformes; Psittacidae. The annotation marks the transcript as partial. The transcript is spliced from 3 exons. The record is from RefSeq and is a predicted model, not a curated record. Gene Ontology annotation, molecular function: ATP binding; ATP-dependent chromatin remodeler activity.